AUGGACACUGAAAAUCUCUUUGUAACUGUCCUACCUACAGGUGGUUUAUUUCUUCCAGUCAAUAUGUCAACUUCAGGAACUCCAGAAGGGAGGCUGAGAAAAUUUAAGUACCGUGGCAAAGAUGCAGCUAUGAGGCGGCAACAGCGGAUAGCAGUCAGACUGGAUCUCCGGAAGGCCAAGAAAGACGAGCAGGCCUUAAAGAGAAGAAAUAUCACCCCUCUUUCCCCUGACCCAGCUUGUGAACAACAGACCAAAAUCAGCCUCACCCUGCAAGAAAUAAUCAAUGGUGUGAAUGCCUCAGAUCCAGACGUACGUUUCCAGGCCACCCAGGCAGCCAGGAAAAUGCUGUCCCGGGAAAGGAACCCUCCCCUAAAACUGAUUGUUGAAGCAGGGCUCAUUCCCAGGCUGGUGGAGUUCCUGAAGUCGUCACUUCACCCCUGCUUGCAGUUCGAGGCAGCCUGGGUUCUGACCAACAUUGCUUCAGGGACUUCACAGCAGACUCGAGCCGUUGUGGAAGGGGGUGCCAUCCAGCCUUUGGUUGAGCUUCUGUCUUCUCCCCAUAUGACUGUGUGUGAACAGGCAGUGUGGGCCCUUGGUAAUAUAGCAGGUGAUGGCCCAGAAUUCAGAGACAUCGUUAUCUCAAGCAAUGUCAUCCCACAUCUGUUGACCUUGGUUUCAUCAACCAUACCAAUCACGUUUCUGCGGAACAUUACCUGGACCUUGUCCAACCUGUGCCGAAACAAGAACCCAUAUCCUUGUGAAAAAGCAGUGAAGCAAAUGCUGCCUGUCCUCUCCCACCUCCUGUGGCACCAGGACAGCGAGGUUCUCUCGGACACCUGCUGGGCCCUGUCCUACCUCACCGAUGGCUGCAAUGAUCGCAUUGGCCAAGUGGUUGACAUAGGGGUCCUGCCCAGGCUGGUGGAGCUCAUGACCAGCUCAGAACUCAAUGUCUUAACCCCCUCUCUCCGCACUGUGGGGAACAUCGUCACAGGAACGGAUCACCAGACCCAGGUGGCCAUUGAUGCGGGCAUGCUGAGCGUGCUGCCCCAGCUGCUGAUGCACCCCAAGUCCUCCAUCCAGAAGGAGGCAGCCUGGGCCCUGAGCAACGUGGCCGCAGGGCCCUGCCAGCACAUCCAGCAGCUGAUUGCUUGCGGCAUGCUGCCUCCCUUGGUGGCUCUGCUAAAAAAUGGAGAAUUUAAAGUGCAGAAAGAGGCUAUCUGGACGGUGGCUAACUUCACAACUGGGGGCACUGUGGACCAGUUGAUCCAGCUUGUCCAUUCCGGAGUCUUGGAACCACUGGUGAAUCUUCUCACCAUCCAAGACCUCAAAAUUGUUCUCAUCAUCCUCGACAUCAUCUCUUUUAUCCUCCAGGCAGCAGAUGUGCUUUCUGAGAAGGAAAAUCUGUGUCUUCUGAUAGAAGAGCUUGGCGGGGUGGAUAGAAUUGAGGCUUUGCAACUUCAUGAGAACCAUCAAGUUGCCCAGACUGCUUUGAACAUUCUCGAGAACCACUUUUGUGAGGAAGAAGAAAACGGCGUAACAUUACCAGCUCUGGACCAAGAUCCUGAAUUCUUAAAGCACUUAGCAAAAAAAUACCAAAGCUCUGCAACUUGUAAACCAAGGCCCAAACCUUAA
Messenger RNA from Diceros bicornis minor, 1632 nucleotides. RefSeq names its product karyopherin subunit alpha 7 (gene KPNA7). NCBI's taxonomy places the organism in Eukaryota, Metazoa, Chordata, Mammalia, Perissodactyla, Rhinocerotidae. Gene Ontology annotation, molecular function: nuclear import signal receptor activity; protein binding. The coding region runs from base 1 to 1632 and encodes 543 amino acids. The record is from RefSeq and is a predicted model, not a curated record. Gene Ontology annotation, biological process: NLS-bearing protein import into nucleus. Gene Ontology annotation, cellular component: cytoplasm; nucleus. The transcript has 10 exons.